AUGGGGUCUACCGAAUUUGGAAAUUUUCAUCUUUUAUCUCAGAACCACGAUCAGAAUGGCAAUUGGGGAGGCUGCCAGCUCACGGGUAUCUCCCUGAGCGGAGGGCGGCAUCUGGGAAAUUUAGGAUCAAUCCUCCUCGCCGGAGCUGCCAUUGUUACCGCCGUCUUUCUCCUGUUGCGAUCCGAAAAGAAGCGAGCUGCCGUUGGUCGAAGGGAGAUGCAAAUGUUUCUCGUCGGCUACAUCAUCAUCAGCAUAUGCGAGAUCUUCUCAGUAGGAGAGUUCCCACUGAAUAGCACCGUGAGAAUUGCUUUCUCUGCUAUACAUAUUGGCAUGAUCAUUGCCACGUGUUGGAUUUUAAUGCUUAAUGCCGUUGUUGGGUACCAGAUCAUCGACGAUGGAACGCCACUCUCAAUCGCUCUAAUCGCCAUCUCGGCUCUUCUGUUGCUUAUCGGAACUGGCUACAUCGCCCUCGACACCGGCUUCUCGUGGACCGGCUACUGGGACGCUAGCUAUGAUGCUCCCAGGAACCGAAACAUCGCCCUUUACGUCCUUUACCAACUGGUCCCUCUAAUCCUCCUCGUCGCCUUCCUUGUUCUUGAGGCUAUCCUUGUAAUUCGAAUUCUGGGCGAGACGCGUCCUAUGAUUUAUCUUGCCGCCGCAGCUCUUCUUUUCGCCAUCGGUCAGGUCUUCAACUACGCGAUCAGCAAGUAUAUCUGUGACGGCACGAGUGGAAAGAUUGAUGGCGCCCUUUUCCAGACGCUAUUCACCCUGUUAUCCGUUAUCAUGGUUUGGGUUUUCUGGUCCAGUAUCACUGAGGACGACUGGCCCAUGCCGGUAGCCAACACCUACCCCUGA
Molecule: messenger RNA, 855 nt
Organism: Fusarium musae
Lineage: Eukaryota; Fungi; Ascomycota; Sordariomycetes; Hypocreales; Nectriaceae
Exons: 3
Coding region: 1-855 (284 amino acids)
Biological process (GO): protein folding
Cellular component (GO): endoplasmic reticulum membrane
Source: RefSeq, a predicted model, not a curated record